Messenger RNA from Octodon degus (degu), 6875 nucleotides. RefSeq names its product sortilin 1 (gene Sort1). The coding region runs from base 322 to 2499 and encodes 725 amino acids. The record is from RefSeq and is a predicted model, not a curated record. Gene Ontology annotation, molecular function: protein binding. Gene Ontology annotation, cellular component: membrane; Golgi apparatus. The transcript is spliced from 21 exons. Gene Ontology annotation, biological process: vesicle organization; Golgi to endosome transport; endocytosis. Lineage: Eukaryota; Metazoa; Chordata; Mammalia; Rodentia; Octodontidae.
AAAGCAUCUGGUUUCUUAAAUAAACAGGCUCUGUAGAGAGGCUGCGCUGUGUAUGCUGUCAGCUCUGAGAAGAAUGUAUGUGUUUGUUUGCGACGCUGGCAGGCCUGAAUCCAGGCUGACAGGACUGAAUGUGCCUGCUGGAGACUUCGGGAGCUGCUGUUCAUGGCCUGCUGUUGAGGGUCACCAGACCAGACCCUCUUAACACCCGGAAAUCUGCAGCACGUGUUUGAUGAUCUCAGCGGCUCAGUAUCCUUAUCCUGGCUUGGAGACCGCACUGGGGUUAUUCUAGUCUUGACUACCUUCCAUGUACCACUGGUAAUUAUGACCUUUGGACAGUCCAAGUUAUAUCGAAGUGAAGAUUAUGGAAAAAACUUUAAGGAUAUUACAAAUCUCAUCAAUAACACCUUCAUUCGUACUGAAUUUGGCAUGGCCAUUGGUCCAGAGAAUUCUGGAAAGGUGAUACUAACAGCAGAGGUAUCUGGAGGCAGUCAUGGGGGAAGAGUCUUCAGGUCAUCAGAUUUUGCGAAGAACUUCGUGCAGACAGACCUGCCCUUCCAUCCGCUCACCCAGAUGAUGUACAGCCCCCAGAAUUCCGAUUACCUUCUAGCUCUCAGCACUGAAAACGGCCUGUGGGUGUCCAAGAAUUUUGGGGGAAAAUGGGAAGAAAUCCACAAAGCAGUAUGUUUGGCCAAAUGGGGAUCAGAAAACAUCAUCUUCUUUACCACCUAUGUGAAUGGCUCCUGCAAAGCUGACCUUGGAGCAUUGGAAUUAUGGAGAACUUCAGACUUAGGGAAAACCUUCAAAACCAUUGGUGUGAAAAUCUACUCAUUUGGUCUUGGAGGGCGUUUCCUUUUUGCCUCUGUGAUGGCUGAUAAGGAUACAACAAGAAGGAUCCAUGUGUCCACAGAUCAAGGGGACACGUGGAGCAUGGCCCAGCUUCCUUCUGUGGGGCAGGAGCAGUUCUAUUCUAUUCUAGCAGCUAAUGAUGACAUGGUCUUCAUGCAUGUAGAUGAACCUGGAGAUACUGGAUUUGGCACAAUAUUUACCUCCGACGAUCGAGGCAUUGUCUAUUCCAAGUCUCUGGACCGACAUCUCUACACUACCACAGGUGGAGAAACGGACUUUACCAACGUAACCUCCCUCCGCGGGGUCUACAUAACAAGCAUGCUCUCAGAAGAUAACUCUAUCCAGACAAUGAUCACUUUUGACCAAGGAGGAAGGUGGAAGCACCUGAGGAAGCCUGAAAACAGCGAGUGUGAUGCUACCGCCAAAAACAAGAAUGAGUGCAGCCUUCACAUCCACGCUUCCUAUAGCAUCUCCCAGAAACUAAACGUCCCAAUGGCGCCACUCACUGAGCCUAACGCUGUGGGCAUCAUCCUCGCUCAUGGGAGUGUGGGGGACGCCAUCUCGGUGAUGGUCCCCGAUGUCUACAUCUCAGACGAUGGGGGCUACUCCUGGAUGAAGAUGCUAGAAGGACCCCACUACUACACCAUCCUGGACUCCGGAGGCAUCCUGGUGGCCAUCGAACACAGCAGCCAUCCUACCAAUGUGAUUAAGUUCUCCACAGACGAAGGCCAGUGCUGGCAGGCCUAUGUGUUCACCAGGGAGCCCAUCUAUUUCACCGGCCUGGCUUCAGAGCCUGGAGCCAGGUCCAUGAACAUCAGCAUUUGGGGGUUCACAGAAUCUUUCCUGACCCGCCGGUGGGUCUCGUACACCAUUGAUUUUAAAGAUAUCCUUGAAAGGAACUGUGAGGAGAAGGACUACACCAUAUGGCUGGCGCACUCCACAGACCCUGGAGAUUAUCAAGAUGGCUGCAUUCUGGGCUACAGGGAGCAGUAUCUACGGCUACGGAAGUCAUCCGUCUGUCAGAAUGGCCGAGACUAUGUUGUGACCAAGCAACCGUCCGUCUGUCCCUGUUCUCUGGAGGACUUUCUCUGUGAUUUUGGCUACUUCCGUCCAGAAAAUGACUCCAAGUGUGUGGAACAGCCAGAACUGAAGGGGCACGACCUCGAGUUUUGUCUGUAUGGACGCGAAGAACACCUGACAACAAAUGGGUACCGGAAAAUCCCAGGAGACAGAUGCCAAGGUGGGGUGAGUCCAGCUCGAGAAGUGAAAGACUUGAAAAAGAAAUGCACAAGCAACUUUUUGAGUCCCAAGAAGCAGGACUCCCGCCCACAGGGACACAGCUUGUCCCAGAAUCCAGCUCCGCCUCCUCUUGGACACAUUGAAAACACACACUUCCUAUCUCCCACCCAGAAGCAGAAUUCCAAGUCAAACUCUGUUCCAAUUAUCCUGGCCAUCGUGGGAUUGAUGCUGGUCACAGUUGUAGCAGGAGUGCUCAUUGUGAAGAAAUAUGUCUGUGGUGGAAGAUUCCUAGUGCAUCGAUACUCCGUGCUGCAGCAGCACGCAGAGGCCGACGGGGUGGACACGCUGGACACAGCCUCCCACGCCAACAAGAGCGGUUAUCACGAUGACUCAGAUGAGGACCUCCUGGAAUAGCUCUUCCAAGGAGCUGGGACCAGGCACAGAGAGUGGACCCGCUGUACGCUACACUCCCUGUGGCUCCAGUUUGGGGAAGUGGAUUUCCCAGUUCAAGGGACCCAGCUCUGUUCUGCUGCUUCCAUCAAAGCCAAAAGGACCUACACUAAAGAACUUCGGGAUGGGGUGGGAAACCCUCAGCACUCUUAAAAUUGGCUCUGAAUAGGGGGAAAAUUUAAAUCCUUUAACUUUUUAUUUCAAAUUCUGUCUUUUUUUAAACUAUAGGCUUUGGAUUUGUUUGGGUUUUGGUUUCUUUGGGCUUUUGUCUUGUUUUUGCUUUAAAGGAAAUGCCGUGGCAUUCGAAGGCUUGUCCCCUCGACGCCCUUGCCUGUUCUCUGUGGCACCUACCCCGAGCACCUGUGGCUCCAGCUUGAGCUCACGUGUACAUGUGCUGCCCCUGGGCUCUGCCUGCCACGGGAAGCAGCCACAGAAAGGGAAACCCAGGCUGCAGUGGCUGGCAGAGCCGGCCCGCCUCCCUGCAUCUGGGGACGGCCCUCCAAGAGCAUUUGCUACCAGCUCCUCACACAGACCUGACGCGGCUUUGUUCCCCCCCAAGGACCGUAGACCACAUUGCUUUUGCUUUUCCCUGUUUAGGCAGUACACUUGUUAAUUGCCCUUUGGCAACUGACUUACCCAUGUGCUUCCAAGAUACUAAAUCAGGAAAACUCACAGGGCAAUAUUUUUAACUUGGGACAGGCUGAAGGGAGCAACAGAGAAUUGACUAGAUUUAGUACCUAUUAAAGGCAAAACUGGCUGCUUCUGAGAUGGCUGAAGCUAGCGUUGUGUGUGUGCCAGGAGCCGUGCUCAAGGACAGCGUGCAGGCCUGGGGGCCUGCCGCCCGCCACCUCCGCGGAGGCCGUCGGUGCUCGCAGCGCGGUGCAGCCUGAGGAGAUGUUGCCCGCUCCCGUUUCCCGCGGAGCCUGUCAUGUUGGCUUACAACUGAACCACCCGUUGUGUGCUGCUUAUCUGCUUCCUCCUGGGUUGCUGUUGUACACGCUCAGGACUAGAGAUGUUUCCAGAUUCAUAGAUUUUUUUUUUUUAGAUCAGCAUUUUAUUACUAGGCACUUGUCCUCACAUCUGCUUUGCCAAGUCACUUGGCAUAAAACCAUUGGCUGAACCGACUGAAAACACACUUCUGGUCUUGACGCUUUGCUUGAUACAUUGUGCUCAUAUUUUAAAUUUAAGGAAGUUUCCCAUUUGACAUUUUUCCAAAUUAAAUGAAUUACAGAAUGUAAUUGGGUGGAUUUUGUAAUAUGAAGCUACAAUGAUGAGUUUUAUUAUAGCUUGACUAUUUGCCACCCAGGAAUACAGCGUGGCCAGUCCUUGGUUUACUGCACCUACUGCGCUGGUCACAGCUUCUCCCAGUGACUGGGAGACUCUGAUAGGUGCCAUUUGCUGCUAGCUCACUGUGUGGCUAGAAAGUCAGUAAAAAGUAGCUGUGCCAAAAUGACUUCUGUCAGAAUGCGGGAGCAGAUGGCUGAGCUUUCUGCUCCUCAGAAGGGGUGAACAGCAGCCGGGAAGCGGGGGAGGAAGUGCCUGGGGAAUUUUAGAAGCUCUGGAACUGCAGUACAGCUCAACGAGUCAGGGAACUUCUGUUAGCAAAUGAAGUUAGGGCAGUCUUUGUGAAGAGAGUAUUUGUGCAGGCUAGAGUGUACCAGCUUUAGGAUCAUUUGUUGUAUGUGGUUUUCAAUUUUUAAAUCCAAAGAUAUAUACCAGCUCACAAAGGAUGAGCAUCAGCCUCUGCCCCACUCUCACCUCCUGCCCAAAGUGAAUCUGAUGCCCAGCAUAGACGUACGCACACCACGUCUCUUUUCCCCAACAGACAUGCAGAAGGAUGUAGAUUAGAUGGCCAAUAAAUGCGUGGUAAUCCUUUUACUAGUUUUAAGAUGUAGGAGGGCUAAUAGUCUUCUCUAAACAAAUAACAUCAGAGCCCUUUGCUUAUAAUAACAUCUUAUAUUUAUAUAGAGUUGAUGAUUCUCUCAGCACUUUCACGUACGUCAUUUGAGCCCCCAGUGUUCUUGAGAUGAACCAAAGAACCAAACUCGAGUCAGCUGUCCGGGUCCCUGAGUGUGGUCUGAGCAACGCCGGUGGUUGUCUUCAGAGCUCUGGAAGGUGGCUACGGAGUCAGUGCUCAGCACUCGGGACGUAGCUUCUCUCAGAGGUGACGUGCUGUUUUUCAGGAGAAGGGUCAGUGGAAUUGCUCUUAGAGCAUUAGUUAGCACCUUUUUGUUUUCUUUUUGAAAACAGAAAAUUUUAUCCUCCUAUUUUUCAUGGCGGAAAACAAUGGUAAUUUUGAAUGUGUCUUCAGGGACAGGCUCUCCCUGUGUGGAGGGUCACUGCUGAGGACCACAGGUGUGAGUCUCCGAGGAUGGGUCCCCUUCUCCAUCCCGUUGUUCCCACACUGGGCUGGUGACUGUGUUGCCUUAGGACUGCCUGCUAGGCUGGCUCAUUCCCUUUAUGGCUCCGUAGCUUUCAGUAGCAGCCUCACAAAUGUGUGCCCUCCACCAGGGACUAAAACAGCCUAAACCCUUUGAUGCUGUUUCUAAAAUAAAAAGGUCUCUGGUUCGCCCUACUCAGGUUAGGAGCAUCACCCUUGACGUUAAAACCUAGCAUGCCCACAUAAAGUCCCAGGUGUGAUAGCUGCAGAAGAGAUUUCCGGAGGUUUGAGCAAUAAAAUUUAGAUUGUUAGGUAAGGUGGACAUAAUCACAGUCCAAAGCAGUCUGAGCUCUUAAAUCCAGAAUCCUUCCCGUUGAAGACCUAAUGGAUUUUUCAUAUUUCUUGAGACCAGAGACCAGAGUAGAAUGUGCCUAAGCUGUAAAUCGAGUGGCGACACUGCUUAGAAAACAAAGCCUUUGGAGAGUUGUGGGAGCUGUGGGGCUUAGGACGUGCAGCGGUAUCAGUGUGCCUGAAGCUGGGAACUGGCAUCCGCCUCUGCGUAGGACAGGCUCCUAGUACAUCUCUUUCUUACUCUUAGGUUUGUCUCUGAAUCUCGGUGUGUGUCAGCUGGCCUUUCAUCCUUGACAGAUUAAGAACGUGCUGGCCACCUCCAGCUCCUGCCCUGGGAGUAGGAACUAUAGCUGGACAAGCCCUGGCCUGUGUUGUGAAGCUGGGACACAGGGAGAGGCAUCCGUGCCAGCCCUGGGGCUCGGGGCUGGCCUGGCGUUCUCAGCAAAGCAUCUAGGUAGAGAGUUGUUCUCUUUAGGCGAGCUCUACGAGCCCCACCCUUGUACACAGUACAUACGAGCUCGUUGUGAGCACAGCCCUCAUCUCCAUAUUAAGCUAGGAAACCUGGGACUGCUCAAAUAGGAAGAGAUGCGCCACUUCAACUUCCGGCCACCUUCUUUCCAACAGGAAAAUUGACAUAGACCUAAAUGUUCUUUAAACAAAACCAAAGUUUAAGAUUUGCCGUGUGAAGUAGUGAAUGGGAGGGCCAGAGACAUCAGGUGCCAGGCUUCUGUUCCAUCUGCUGUGGAUUUCCUCAGAGCAGGCAGCGCUACAAGCUCUUCCUGCCCUAGCAGAGUCCAGCCUGACCCUCAGAGAGGAUAACUGAAAUAGCAGGAGCAUGUUGAGUUCUUACUUACGAUGAAAGCAAUUAGGAUUAGAACAUUAAUUUGAAAUUAUCUUUAACAACUUGCUGUAUGCAUUUUUUCACACAAGUACAUCCUUAAGCAUUCUUGUUUAUAUGAAUUAACAAACUAAUCUGUACCUUUAUAUAUAUAUAUAUAUAGAUAUGUACAUAUAUACAUAUAUAAACUGUAUAGUGUACAUGUUAAUGAUUUAUUGAUAGCCCCCAAAUCUUUAAUGCAGGUCUCAUCCUCUGCAUGCCUUCAGUCGUGGCCGGUGACUUAAUGUCCCCGGGUGGUUCUGCCCACCUCCUGUGUUUGAACCACUGGGGAGGAGGACGGGGGUCGUACUCUUCUCCUGCACCGAAACGCUCAGGGUCCCCACGUGCCCGUCGUUCCUUCCUCUCCUGGCUCUCGUUCCCUGUCUGAGCAUGUGGUCCCUCCCGACCCACGAGACUGCUGCCUUCCUGUGAAAGUGCUGAGCAGUACUAAGAUCAUUACUGCAUGUGUGCUGAAGACCCAAGUUUCUGUUUCCUCGGGACAGGAAGUUGCAUGUAAGGUGAGAUGAUCAGUUUCAGUGACCCAUGUCAGUUACACAGUAAAGCCAGACCCCACAAUGAAAUCCCACAAAAAUGGAAAUAAAACUCAAACUUCUUUAGCGUUGUGUAAAUAAAUCUGGAUGUGUUUAACUUUGUACUGGUAAUUUUCUGUAUAUUUGCAAUAUUUGGGUUAGAAAUAAAACAGACUGGACUUUGUUACUUGACCUACCAAGA